AUGGCCGCCGACGAAGAACACGAGGGCGCCUCGAUCAAAGAGCUCCUCAUCGAAGCCUGCCGCCGCAACAACACCGACCUCCUCCUCGAGGUCCUCCACGACAAGCCCGACGCCGAAAUCACCGCCCUCCUCAACAACACCACCACCCCCUCGUUCGAAUGCGACCCCAUCAACCGCCUCGAGGGCGACACGCCGCUGCACACCGCCAUCCGCUGGCUCAACGCCGAGCCCCCCGCCCAGCGGGCCUUUGGCAAGGCCCUCGUCGAGAUGAUGCUCGAGGCGGGCUCGAACCCGCGCGUCAGGAACAAGGGCGGCCUGACGGCCCUGCAGCUCGUCGACCCGCGCAACGUCGAGCUGCGCCAGCUCAUACAGCAGCACGAGUAUACGAACCAGAACGCGGGCGACUUCAUCACCGUCGACGCGGGCGCCGCGCACAGCAAGGGGAAUAGUAUUGAUCGUGUGGCGGCUGUGGGGCAGCAGAGCGAUGGUGAUGAUGACGAUGAUGCCGAGUUCAGCGGCAGUGACGAGGAGGAAAGGGCCGAGUGGGAGCGGAGGAGAAGGGAAAAGCGGAAAUGA
Messenger RNA from Metarhizium acridum CQMa 102, 576 nucleotides. The record is from RefSeq and is a predicted model, not a curated record. Lineage: Eukaryota; Fungi; Ascomycota; Sordariomycetes; Hypocreales; Clavicipitaceae.